Molecule: messenger RNA, 2802 nt
Organism: Drosophila erecta
Lineage: Eukaryota; Metazoa; Arthropoda; Insecta; Diptera; Drosophilidae
Gene: Gcn5
Product: histone acetyltransferase KAT2A
Exons: 3
Coding region: 94-2544 (816 amino acids)
Biological process (GO): chromatin remodeling; positive regulation of transcription by RNA polymerase II
Cellular component (GO): histone acetyltransferase complex; nucleus
Molecular function (GO): protein binding; histone H3 acetyltransferase activity
Source: RefSeq, a predicted model, not a curated record
CCCAGUCUUGUGCGUAGCAAGUGGGCAGGCUCGUUGUAUCGCUUGUGAAAUUUGUGAAAAAGUACACUUUGUGCACAAACUGCUGAUCUUGGAAUGUCUGGUGGUCCAUCCAUAACGCUAAAAAGUCAACCAAUCGAUGGUAACAACACGGGCAACGCUGCGGCGCAACAGCAGCAGCAGGGAGCGAAUGGCGCAGCAUCUUCUGGUGCAUCUGGAGCCGCUGGCAACGCUGGCGCCGCCCAGAAUCCAGGACACGGAGGAACUGCGGGCGGAGCAGGCAGUGCGCCGGCGGAGGGUACGCGGCAGAACAGCCUGCAGCGGAUCCAGCAGCGAAAGCUGAAGGUCUUCAAUCUGCCCGUGCCACAGAAAUUGGCCAAACUGUCGAUGUAUUCCGCCUGCCAGUCGGAAGGAUGCCGCUGCACCGGAUGGAAAACACCGCAGGAAAAUCGCCACCGUGACGUGGAAUCUUCCUACUGUCCGGAGUUCAACGAGGAGUGCCGCAACGCCAGCUGUCGGCAUUCACUGAGGUCGCACAUAGCCCAUCUGGACAACAUAUCCAGUUCCAGCAUGGACGAGUUAUUGGGCGCCAUCAUAGACAUGGAGAACCUAUUCAUGUCCAUGCAGCGCGUCGAGGACGAUGACACCAAGAAGGUGUACCUGUAUCUCUUCCGUUUGCUGCGCCAGUGCGUCCUCACGCGCCAGCAGGCGGUCAUCCGGGGUCCUCUCGGUGAUCCGCCAUUUGAGGCGCCCUGCAUCACUAAGGCUGUGCUGUCGCUGGUCUUCUACAAGUACAAUCACCUCACUACGCCGGAACUCCAAACCAUGACCGAGGUGGCCAAGACGUUCUUGAACUUUCUGAAUCACUACAACUUUGAAUCGCCGUCGACAAGAAGGGGAGAUCUCACCCACGAGGAUGCCUCUAACUACAAAAUCAACUACACUAGGUGGUUGGUCUUCUGUCACGUGCCCGCCUUUUGUAACUCCCUUCGCCAAUUUGAAACGUCCCUAGUCUUUGGACGAACGCUCCUGCGCACUGUUUUCCAGUGCAUGUCGCAGCAGCUCAAGAAGAAGUGCAUCUCCGAGCGGGAUCGCUUUCCCGAGGACAAGCGUUCGAUCAUCACGCAGAUGCCCAAGUUCCUGGAAACCCUUCGCGCCGAAUUGCUCAAGGAUGAUUCGCCCAUUUGGGAUCCCAGCUACCGCCCGCCAAAUUCCUUUGUCAUCCAGCAGAGAAAGCGUCAUCAGGAGGUGGCAACUGUACCCAUUGGUGCUAGUGUAGCAAGCAUCGGUGGCAAUAAGAGGGCCAGUGUGGGUGAACCGCUCCAAAAGAGAAUCAAAAAGGAGCCCACAGAUCGAUCAAGCAGUGAGAACUUGGAUGACCUGCCCACGGAUGUAGUGAUGCACGCCAUGAAAUCGGUGUCAGAGUCGAAGACCACCAACAAGGCGGAGAUACUCUUCCCGGUAAAUGUGUCGCGCGAUGAGAACGUGAAGGCGGAGGAGCAGAAGCGUGCCAUUGAGUUCCAUGUGGUGGGCAAUUCACUGACUAAGCCGGUGGACAAGCAGACUGUUUUGUGGCUACUGGGCCUGCAGCUCGUAUUUGCCUAUCAGCUACCCGAGAUGCCACGCGAGUACAUCAGCCAGUUGGUUUUUGACACCAAGCACAAAACCCUGGCGCUCAUCAAGGAAAACCAGCCCAUUGGCGGCAUCUGUUUCCGCCCAUUCCCGUCGCAGGGUUUCACCGAGAUCGUUUUUUGUGCGGUCACCAUGUCGGAACAAGUGAAGGGCUAUGGAACGCACUUGAUGAACCACUUGAAGGAUUACAGCAUACAGAGAGGCAUCAAGCAUCUGCUCACAUUCGCCGAUUGCGAUGCCAUCGGGUACUUCAAGAAACAGGGUUUCUCCAAGGAUAUCAAGUUGGCGCGACCAGUUUAUGCGGGCUAUAUCAAGGAGUACGAUAGUGCCACUCUGAUGCACUGCGAGUUACAUCCAAGCAUUGUGAACACACAGUUCAUAGCUGUGAUUCGCAAACAGAGCGAGAUUCUGAAGGAGCUAAUCGCCCAACGCCACAACGAGGUGCAGAAAGUCAGGCCCGGCUUGACUUGCUUCAAGGAAGGCCUGCUCUCCAUUCCCGUGGAAUCGAUUCCUGGCCUGCGAGAGAUCGGUUGGAAGCAGCAAAUUCGCCCGGCACGGUCAUCGCGACCCCUCGAGGAAUCCUCCGAUCCAGAGAAGCUGGCCACGUCCUUUGCAUCUGUGCUGCAGUCCGUGCGCCAACACACCAGCGCCUGGCCCUUCCUGCGCCCGGUGACCGCUGCGGAAGUUCCGGACUACUACGAUCAUAUCAAGUACCCGAUGGACCUGAAGACCAUGGGAGAACGCCUGAAGAAGGGAUACUACCAAACGCGCCGCCUGUUCAUGGCGGACAUGGCCCGCAUCUUCUCCAACUGUCGGUUCUACAACUCGCCCGACACUGAGUAUUAUCGGUGUGCCAACUCCCUGGAGCGCUACUUCCAGACCAAAAUGCGCGAGCUGGGCCUGUGGGACAAAUGAUGCAGUGAUUCUGAGGACUGAGGAGCCCUGUAUAAAUGCGAAUAAUUAAUCUAACGAACAGAGAAUAUUACUUCUAUUUAUUUCUAGAAUUCUCUGCAGCAAAAGACAAACGCGGAUAGUUAUAUAUAUAUAUAUGUAUAUUAUAUAUAUAAUUAUAUAUAUUAUACAUAUGUAGGUUAAGCGUAGUAUCCGUCUUGUUCUCUUAGACGGACACGCGAUUUCAUUGGGAAGAAUAAAUCAGAUCUAUCUAUCUACUAA